AUGAAAAAUAAUACAAAUCAAUUAUUAAUUUGGUUAAAAGCAUUUAAAAAUACUUGGUUAUUAGAAAAUAUUCCAAAUGAUACUCAUGCAGUUGAUUUAAUUAAAACUAAACUUCUUGAACUUGAACAAUUAAUAAUCGAAAAUAAUGAUGAUGAAGAAGAAUAUAAUCGUGCAAAACUACUUAAUGAUGGUAGUUCAAGUAAUAGUGAUACUGAACAAAUAGCUAUUGCUUCAACAUCAACACAUGAAACAUUACCUGAAUGUUCAUUAGCAAUAUCAUCGAAUAUGCAUUUUCAAUUAGAUAAUGAAACUGAAGAAGAACAAUCAAAACGAAUUUUACUAGAACAAAGUGAUAGUAGUCAAAACGAAAAUGAUAAAUUGUCAUCAUCAGAUGAUGAUGUUUUCUUAUUACGACCAAUUAUUCGUUUAAAACGAAUUUCACAAGCUGAUGCUGAACGUUAUAUGCCAUCAACAUGGAAAAAUAUAAAUUCAAAAAAACUAUCUACUGGCAGUGAUUCAUCAAUUAGUCAAGGACAACAGAUACUCGAAUCAUCAAAUAGUGAUGAUAUUCCAAGAAAUUCAAAUAUUUUCGAAACAUUAACACGAUCCAAUGACGAAAAGAAAGCCAAAGAAAAAUUACUAGCAUCUGAUAAUGAUCAAGCUAGUAUAUCAUCUACAACACAUAAAAGUCACGAAACAUCAACAACUAGUUCAACGUCUGAGGACGAUGAUGAUGAUUUUAGUAUUAAAAUUCGUACACGCAAGUCUUUAUUAAAAAAAACUGAAAGAUCACCAAUUAAACUACGUAAAAGUACAACUCGUUCUCAUAAAAAACAUGAUAUUGUUAUUAAUUAUAAUCUAUCGUCAACAGUACCAAAUGAAUCAUCAUUAGAUGAAACACCAUUAGAAGACCCACCAUUAGAAGAACCAUCAUUAAAAGAUUCAUUAGCUAUUGUUGAACAAAUAAAUCCAAUGGAAGAAGAUCAAAUCUUAGAAGAUGUUAUAGAAAAUAAUGAUAAUGAAUCAAUAUUGGCAUCAAAUGAUAUAAAUCAAGAUAAACCAAUGGAAACUAAUCAUAAUGAUGAUGAUGUAGAAGAAGCAUCGAACAAUGAUAUUGAUUCAUCAACCACUCAAGAUUCUCCUCAUGAUGGACCACCAAUUGAAGUUCCAUCAUAUGCUCAUUUGCUUACGCGUUCAAAAUCAUCAUCAGAUUCGGAUGAUGAAAAUUUAAAUGAUAAUGUUAAGAAAAAAUCAUCGGUUAAAGAUAAAAAUCAAUUGAAUAAUGGCAAACGUUCGACACGAUCAUCAUCUAAUUCUGAUGCAUCAACAAUUAAAAAGAAAUCAAAACAUACAAUUAAACAACGAGUUGCACUUUCAUCAUUUUCAUCGUCUACUGAUGAUGAUGAUGAUGAUGAUGAUAAUGAUAAAGAAUUGAAAUCAACAACUGCUGAAGAUACAUCUACUGUUUCACCAAAGCAAUCAUCAGGUCGAAUCCGAAUUCAACGCUCAUCAUCAUCAUCAUCGUCAUCUGAAGAUUCAAAUAAUAGUACUGAAAUGUCAACAAAACGUUCCAAAAAACAACGUAGAAAACCAAGUGUUUCCAACGAACGUUCAAAUGCUUUAAAACAAAUAAAACGCAAAAAAAGAGACAAACAAAAUUCAACAUCUAGUCGUACUUCAGAUAGUAAUGAGAAUAGUCAUGAUAAUAAUAGUGAUAAUCAAACGAAAACAAAAAAGACUAAAUUAAAACUUACUGAUGAUGAAAAUAAUACAACAACAGAUGAUCAAGAUGAAGAAGAAGGAAUUUCUUCAACAAAACGAAAACAUGGCCGAAAAAAUAUUCGAAAAAUAAUUGAUGAUAAAGAAUUACAUCGACAAACAAAAGAUGCUAUUGAAGCUGAACGUGAACGUCGAAAACGUAUAGCUGAAAAACAGAAACAAUAUAAUGAUACAUUACUUGAACAAUCAUCUUAUAUGUCAACAAGUGGAAAUGAUGAAUUAAAUAAUUCAAAUCAUCGUUUAAUACUUGAAUUAGAUAAAAAAACAAAUGAACCUUUAAUUGAAGUUUCACCAAAAUUAGUCGAACAACUUAAACCACAUCAAUCAGAUGGUAUAAGAUUUUUAUGGAAUAAUGUUUUUGAAUCAAUUGAUGCUAUAAAAAAGAAAAAACAUAAUGGUAAUGGUUGUAUUUUAGCUCAUUGUAUGGGUUUAGGAAAAACAUUACAAGUAAUUAGUUUUAUUCAUACAGUUUUUAAUUAUGAUAAAAUAACGAAAGUAAAAACAUGUCUUAUUCUUUGUCCAAUUAAUGCUGCUCUUAAUUGGACAAAUGAAUUUGAUUAUUGGUUAACAGAUGUUGAACCACCUCUUGAUCAUUAUCAAUUAACAACAGUUAAACCAAAUUUGCGUGUUAGUCAUUUAAAUUAUUGGUAUGAAAAUGGUGGAGUUACUAUUAUGGGUUAUGAAAUGUAUAGACGAUUAGCAAAUGGUUUUGGACUUAAAAAUAAAAAACUUAAAGCUGACGCAUAUAAAUGUCUUGUUGAUCCAGGACCGGAUAUUAUUGUUGCUGAUGAAGGACAUAUUUUAAAAAAUGCUCAAACAGCUCUUGCAAAAUGUUUAUCAAAAAUUAAAACAUCUCGUCGUAUUGUUUUAACUGGUACACCAUUACAAAAUAAUCUUAUUGAAUAUUAUUGUAUGGUAUCAUUUAUUAAACCAAAUUUACUUGGUAGUCAAUCAGAAUAUAUAAAUCGUUUUGUUAAUCCAAUUCAAAAUGGACAACAUCGUGAUUCAAAUGAACAAGAUGUUUUUUUAAUGAAACAACGUGCAUGUGUUUUGCAUGAGCUUUUAACUGGUUUUGUUGAUCGAAAAGAUUAUUCAUUAUUACAAGAAUAUUUACCACCAAAAUUUGAAUAUAUUAUAAAUAUACGAUUAAGUGAUUUACAAUCAUGUUUAUACGAUAUAUAUUUAAAACAACAAGUUGAUCAAGCACAACGUUCAUCUGUAUUAAAAAAAGAUUUUAAAUCAGCAAAAUUAUUCGCUGAUUAUCAAUAUUUACAAAAAAUAUGGACACAUCCAUUUUUACUUUAUCCACAUUUUAUUGAUCGUUGGAAAAAACGAUUAAAUAAAGAUGAUGAUAGUUUAAUUGAUGAUAAUGAAUUAGAAGCUAUGUUUAUUGAUGAUGAAGAAAAUGUUGAAGAAUUGAAAAAGAAAAAUAAGCAAUCAAAUGAAAAAGAAAAAGAGCCAAAAUUAGAAAGUAGCUUUAGUGGUUUUUUAAUUGACAAUAUCCAAACUGAAAUCGAUGAUAUUAAACCAAUGACAAUAAAAACAACUAAACGUAGAACAUCCGAUUCAUCAACAACAACACUUAAUUCUGAUUCAUCAAAAGAUGAUGAUAAAAUCAUAGAUCAUAUUGAUUCGGAUUCAAAAUCAACAAAUAGUGAUCAUGAUAUUGAAAUUAUUAAAAGUUAUCCAACACGAAGUCGAACAACAAUAAAUAAUACACCCAAAAAAAGUGCUUCAUCAAUAACUGUUGAUUCAAGCAUAUUUGAUACAGAAAAUAAUCAAGAUACAAUCGAAGAAAUAAAUAAUAAUGAUGAGAAUAAUAAUAAUAAUAAUAAUAAUGAACAAGAUGAAAAUUCCGAUGAACCAUGGUUAGAUGAAAUGCGUGAACAAUUUUGGUUUCCAUUCUUAGAUAUGUUACCUAAAGAAAGUAAAUUUGAUAUGGAAUUAAGUGGAAAAUUUUUAUUAUUAAAAUUUAUUAUUGAUAAAUGUGCUGAAAUAGGUGAUAAAAUUCUUUUAUUUUCACGUAGUAUAUAUGCAUUAAAUUUUAUUGAAAAUUUUUUAAAACAUUUACAUAUGGAAAAUGAAAAAGAAUAUCAAAAACAAUGUGAAUCACGACGACAAUUACGUGAAAUUCUUUCAUCUAAUGGAGAUAAUGAUAAUGUUACAAAUGACUAUAUACCUGAACCAGUACAAUGGAUACGUGAUCAAGAUUAUUUUCGUAUGGAUGGUCAAACAGAGAUUAUAUCAAGAAAACGUUAUGCUAAAGCAUUUAAUGAUUCAUCAAAUUUACGUGCUCGAUUAUUUCUUAUAUCAACAUUAGCUGGUGGUAUUGGAAUUAAUUUAACUGGUAGUAAUCGAGUUAUUGUUUUUGAUGCAAGUUGGAAUCCAAGUCAUGAUACUCAAGCAAUAUUUCGUUCAUAUCGUUUUGGUCAAAAGAAACCAGUUUAUAUCUAUCGACUUUUAGCUCAUGGUACAAUGGAAGAAAAGAUUUAUCAACGACAAGUUGUUAAACAAUCAAUAUCACAGCGUGUCGUUGAUGAUCAUCAAUUAGAUCGUCAUUUUACUCAAAGUGACAUCAAAGAAUUAUAUAAAUUUACACCAGAACAAUUACCAGAAGCUCGAUCAUCAUCAACACUUUUAACAGAAUUGGAUACAAAUUUUAAGUAUCCAAUACCUAAAGAUCAUCUUUUACUUGAUCUUUUAUAUGAACAUAGUCGUUGGGUACAUUCAUAUCAUUCUCAUGAUUCAUUAUUAGAAAAUAAACUUGAUGAAGGUCUUAGUGCUGAAGACCGUCGUCGAGCUCUUGAAGAAUAUGAAAAUUUAAAACGUUUACCUGAUCAGCGUCAAAUAGCUAUCCAACGUUUUCAACAACAACAGCAAUUAAAUGCUUUUAUUGCUCAACAACAAUUAGCAGCAGCACAAGGACGAAGACCUCCUCAACAUGUUCAACAAUUAUAUUCAGAUUUUUAUCAAACACUACAAAAUGUCAAUGGACAAAAUAUCGAUGGACAAAAUUUAGAAUUUGCACGAGCACUUCAAAAUUUUUAUGAUAUGAAAAAUGCUAGAGAAAUAGCUAAUAAUCCAGCAAAAUUAACCAAUAAACGUACACAACCACAAAUGAUAAAUCAAAAUACUACAACUGGUUUAGUUCCAAUUCAACCUCGGCCAACAACUGUCAGCACAACAAAUGUCAAUCCAAAUGUUGUUAUACUUCUAGAUAGUGAUGAUGAAACGGAAAAUGAUAGAACAAAUACAAUAGCGAAAUGA
Rotaria sp. Silwood1 is the source of this 5046-nucleotide messenger RNA. Lineage: Eukaryota; Metazoa; Rotifera; Eurotatoria; Philodinida; Philodinidae. The record is from the annotation of a GenBank genome assembly.